Molecule: messenger RNA, 4866 nt
Organism: Megalopta genalis
Lineage: Eukaryota; Metazoa; Arthropoda; Insecta; Hymenoptera; Halictidae
Gene: Snx27
Product: sorting nexin 27
Biological process (GO): signal transduction; intracellular protein transport; endocytic recycling
Cellular component (GO): early endosome
Molecular function (GO): phosphatidylinositol-3-phosphate binding; protein binding
Source: RefSeq, a predicted model, not a curated record
GCGUCGACGCGGGCGCAGUCUCGCGGCGGAUCCGCGUACGAGAGGAACAUCAAUGGGCGGUCAGAGAGUAAGAUGGCGGACUGCGAGUCGGAGGAGCAGCAGCGGUUGCCAGCCGCGAACGAGGACGUAACGAGGAGCGUUGGCGUGACGAUGAUCAACAACGGGCGCGUACCUCAGCACCCGGUGAACCAGGGGAACCCAAUCGGACAGGGGCCCAGAUGCGUCACCAUUUACAAAACCGAGACUGGUUUCGGGUUCAACGUACGCGGCCAGGUCAGCGAGGGUGGACAACUGAGAAGCAUCAACGGGGAAUUGUACGCGCCGCUUCAGCAUGUAAGCGCGGUGCUGCCUCGGGGUGCUGCCGAGAAGGCCGGCGUGAGAAAAGGCGACCGGAUCCUCGAAGUGAACAACGUGAACGUCGAGGGUGCCACCCACAAGCAGGUGGUCGACUUGAUCAAGUCCGGGGGCGACGUCCUGACGCUGACCGUCAUCUCCGUGACGCCGCAGGAGGCGGAGCGAUUGGAGCCGUUCGAAGAUCUGAGUUACGCGUCGGUGGACUACAGCGAGAAACGGUCGCUGCCCAUCAGCGUGCCCGACUACCACGUCCGCGAGAGGAGGCACGAGCGUUACGUGGUCUUCAACGUCCAUAUGGCCGGCAGACAUCUGUGCUCGCGACGCUAUAGAGAGUUCGCCGCGCUGCACGUCGCCCUCAAGAAGGAGUUCAUCGGGUUCAACUUCCCGAAACUGCCCGGGAAAUGGCCGUUCCAAUUGAGCGAGCAGCAGCUGGACGCGAGGCGGCGGGGACUGGAACAGUACCUGGAGAAGGUGUGCGCGGUGCGGGUGAUCGCCGAAAGCGACGCCAUGCAGGACUUCCUCACCGAUAGAUUGGAGGAGGACGGCGACCAGGGGCCGGCGGUGGACCUGAAGGUGUUGCUGCCGGACCGAGAGGUGGUCACGGUGACCGUCGCGAAGGCCGCUUCGGUGAGGGACGUGUACGACGCGGUUUGCAGCCGAGUCGGCUUGGACGCGGAGACGGCGAAAUACUUUUAUCUGUUCGAGAUCGUCGAGUACAAUUUCGAAAGGAAGCUGCAACCUCACGAACACCCCCACACUUUGUACAUUCAAAACUACUCGACGGCCAGCGCGACGUGCCUCGCGAUACGGAGGUGGCUCUUCAAUGUGAACAGAUCGCUCGGCGAGCAGGCGUUGACUUGGAUCUUCUGGCAGACUAUAGACGAAGUGAACAGGGGCCAUGUUACCGCCGGCGAGCGACUGUACCAGCUGAAGGCGCUGCAGGACGCGUCGAGGAAGCACGAGUACCUGAAGCUGGCGAAGGAGCUGAGCGGCUACGGCGACAUCGUGUUCCCUCAUUGCGCGUGCGACUCCAGGAAGGAAGGGCACGUGGUCGCGGCCGUAGGCGCCGCAUCGUUCAAGCUUCACGCGGCAAAGGAGGAUGGCACCCUGGAGUCUCAAGUGGUCGAGUUCCAAUGGAACGCCAUCACCCGAUGGGAGAUAGACGAGGAGGGUAUGGCGUUCUGCUUCCAGUACACGCGCCAGGACAACCGUCCGCCUCGCUGGCUUAAGGUCUUCACACCCUACUACACGUUCCUGUCCGACUGCUUCGACCGAAUAGCCGAAGAGGCGAAGUGGGACGACCCAGGCGAAUGACGUACAGUCCGCCGCUAAGGUCCGAAAAGUUUGGUGCAUUAUGAUACGCGACGACGGAUGCCGUGCCGUUUCAUCGAAGGUUUCGCUCGCGUCUGUCCUCGUAGCCGGAUCACGUCGAUUAGGAUUACUUUUUUAAGGCGAACACUCAGCGCAGGGAGACGAGUAAGACACCAUCCAAAAUCAUAUCAGACUAUUGUUUCGUCAGGUUCGCAGACGAUCGUCUCCGCGAUUCGUCCGCGAACGGUGCAUCGUUCACACGCAUUCUAAAAUCAAAUAGCAAACACCACGUACACACAGGCAACAGGUUAGGAAAUAUUCUACCGUGAAGGUAGCGAUUCUCUUCUACAAGGCAACAUACGUAAACGCAUACACAUACAUACAUACAGGCGAACCGCGACAGAAACCAAUACCACGGGCAAACAAGAUGUCAUCGUUAGAAUUAGCUCUCUACCAUAGGAGAUCUUCAUGGUAAAACAGCACUCUAGUUUCAGGAAGGUGGAAAAGACAUAAGAGAAUUACGUUAGUAUCCAGGGUAAGAGGGGGUUACAGUACCGAGCUGAAGAUCAUCAGCCUAUAGACUCGAACCUUUGGCCUAUCGCUCGUUGCUAUCGCAUUUGGGGUGUUCGGAGCGUCUCUCUCUCUCUGUCACGGGGAGACCACGAAUCACCGGACGUUCCUCUUUACUAGCCUAACGCAUAGGUACGUGGGAAAAUGGUUUUCUCGCGCGAGCGAAAGGAGCUCAGGCGACAAGUAUUAUUGCGCGACGUGUUAGUUUAAGUCGUUCGCUUUCCGUUCAAGCACCGAUCCAGCGCAGGUCCGUUCUUCAAGGCGCGCUUCGUUCCUCGUUCGUUUUACUCGUCCAGGCGAUCGUCGCGACCGUUCAUAGGGGGACUUCGGGGCGACCGCGGGACGAUCAUUUUCCUCGGGAGCUAUAUAUUUUUACUAUUGCACGCCGGAGAGACGUCGGCACAGAGUCGCGAGCGGUUCCGGUUUCGCGCGGACACUCAAAAAAAGAAUAUCGGCUACCACACUACGGCUCGACUACUCCGAAUGAAUCGGAGACAGGAGAGUGGCGAUGAAGCCAUUCGAAGACACCGGUGGAGAACGCCAUAACCAUGGGAGAAGUAAUAAAUGAUAAUACUCAGUGACACUGUUGGAUAGAUGCUGAUAAUAAGAAAACGAAAUGAAGAUAUAUAAAUAUAUAUACAAAUUAUAUAUAUAUGAAUAUACGAGUAAUUUUAAUGUCUUUGGUCGGUUCGAAUACCGAUGAACUUUUGAACGACCUUGGCCUGCUCGUCGCGGUUCACGGGUUACGCGGCGAGUCCUCCGGAGCGAGACUUCUUCCGCCAUUGUUCGACGAACAACUUGUACAGGCUGUUUUGGCACAAUCGUUGGCCGGUCGCGUUUCUCUCUCGAGCAUAGAAACUAAUGACACGUUACCGUCUUCUGUAGAUGAUGCAACGGCUUAUGCGACGUUUCUUUUGUAGCAUUUUUACCUGUCCGACGAUCCUUGGAAAGAUUUGCAAACGGAGACGUUCACGAGGGGUUGAACGCGCUACGUGUUUUGUUGCGCCGUUAGGCGAGCGAGAGGAGACGAACGAUGGCCAACGAUUGUCCCAAGAUCGCGUACGCUUUCGUUGCCCGCUCCGGACGGUUCGCGAACCGGCCGGCAACGAGAGCAGCCUCAGCAGAUAAUAAUUCUAGGGAUAGAUGUAUAACUAAUCGUUAAUGUUUUUAAACUUUAUUCUGGAUGAAUGAAGAGCGACGCCGGGUGGAUUGUGAAACGAUGUGUUUUGAGAAUAGCGGUAGGGGAUAGGGGGGGGGUAGGCUGUAGAAAGGAAGAGCGAGGAUGCUGUUGUUCGCGCGGAUGCCGGUUCCUGGCGAGCCAGGGGGUGCGAGAGGAUCGGUUAUGUUACUGGACGCGUUGAUUCGUUGGUCCUGCCGUUGUUGACCGAUCGAACGGGGAACGCGCGGCGAACACGACCCACAAUUCUUGUUCUGUGAAUAAUUAAUAAUUAAUAAUUCUGUCCCGGGAACUGUGCGGAGCGGCGCGUACACACCUGUUGUUGCCGGCGUUCUAGCUGUUGUUGAGCGGCUCGCGAUUGGCGGGCCGCGUUAGCACCCCCCGCGGCCGACGGUCGCAGGACCGCCGGUCGUCGGAGAGACGCAGCCGUUUAGAUUUUUAUGAGUUUUUUGUGAUGUAUUAUUCCAUUAAUCGAUGAAGUAAUUAUAUAAUUAACGGGACAGCGCACGCGUCGUGUUAGAGAGCGAGCGAGAGAGAAAGAGAGAGAGAGAGUGUGUGAGGGAGAGAUAGCGCGUUCUCUCUCGGUGUGUACAUUCGCAGCAAUAAGAUUUUUCGGCGGUGUGAAAUUAGGGGUGUCGUUUAGCGUAAGAGUAUACUUUGCCGGGUCGGUGAGAUGAAAUACGUCCAAGUUACACGCGCAUCGCACACGGUGGGGUGCGUCUUCUUCAUUGAAGUUCGAGGCGAGGCGAGGAAACGAGAGAGCAAGUGUAUGCGUGUGAGAGAGCGAGCGAGAGAGAGAGAGAGAGGAAGAGAGAAUUUCUCGAGAAAUUUUAUCGGCGUUCAUUGUUCCGCGUGUAUUUAUUUGUGACGUGUAUAUUUAUUGCGAUCGCCUAGUCCGCGAAUAAAAUCAGCAGACGUGCGCGGAUCGUUGAUGAUUAUUUAUUGUCGUCCCAAUAGUAUUUUUGUAAAAACGAGCGUAGCGAACCGCGACACCGCGUGUACGACCGUGUUCCGAUUCGAAUUCCCAUGGGUUUACAAACCGAGGCGGGCGGCACGAUUAAUUAUUAAUUACUUCAUUAAUGAAAACCAAGCUGCGAAAGCGAAGUCCUGUCCGGGGAGAGUCGGACGACGAAGUUAGGUAGCAUAAUUUAAUUAUUGUUACAGUAAGACCAUAUCAUUACAGUUAAACUCCUUAGACGUUAAUUACGAAUUAUUAUGUAUAAUCAUAUAGCCCGUAAAUAACGAAAUGCUCCGAUUAAUUCAUUCAUCCGGCGCCGGGAUCCGCGCGGCGAUCGCCAUCGCGGCGGGACUCGGCGUUCCGGAUCAGCGACAACACGGUACUCACUUCGAGAAUUUGUUUUGCGAAUCAUCUUAUUCACAAACCGGGGAGAAAUAAACGAAAUGCAGAGAAAUCACUUCUUGAAUUCUCUUCGACUAUUAAAAUUCUGCUACGA